CAACCACCAUCCAACCAUGGAAUUCGACCAUAUCGCAGAAAGAAAACAAGAACAAAAAGCCACAACCUGGCUUCGUCUCUGGUCCAACCGACAGCCAGAGCUCCUAUCAAUGCACCUUGCCCACAAACACCGACCAGCCAGCGGCAAACCCAUCUCCGCAUGCCUCUGGAAAAGCGGAGCAUUCAACAUCUGCUAUCAAGUAAGAUACAACAACAGCAACGAAGAACCAGAUAUCAUCAUCCGCUUCGCCGCUCUAGGAAGAGCCAUUCUUCGCCGAGAAAAAGUCCAAAAUGAAGUCGCAACAAUGAACUACCUCCGCAAGACCACCUCGAUCCCCAUCCCCGAAGUAUACGCCUCAGGGAUCUGCUGGGCAGGUCCCUACAUAAUCAUGUCAAUCAUCGAGGGUGUACCACUAUCUCAGCUCCUCAAGGACCAUUCUGUCGAAGGACGACCAGUCCUAAACCCGCAAAUAAGCAAUCACAGCUUGAAGCACGCAUACCGCGAAAUGGCCAUCCUAGUCCUCGAGCUCUCCAGAGUAGAACUCGACUCCAUCGGCGCACUCCAAGAUACAAAGCAUGAUUGCUUCACCAUCACCAAACGACCUCUCACCUUCAACAUGAACGAGCUAAUGGCUUCUGCAAACCUACCACUAGAAGCAUUCCCACCCCCCUCUCACACCUUCACUUCAUCCACAGACUACUUCUACUCCCUAGCCACACAGCAUCUCCUCCACCUUCGUCUACAACAACAAAACCCCUCCAUCACCAGCGAAGAAGACUUCCAACGAAAACUAAUCGCUCGCUACCUAUUUCAAAACCUAACAAAAAACCUCCACCUCACUAACCCCCAAGGCCCUUCCUUCACGUACGUAGCGCCUUGGUGGCUGUUACUCCAGAGUCCGGAGGACUGGGAGGGAGAUCUGCAUCAAUUCCUGGAUCGGUAUAUCCCCCGGUGCAAUGUGUUUUUGGAAGUAUUGCGUGAGUGUGAAGACGAGUUGAUUGGGCAAGGGCUUCUUUCGGAAUCACAACGGUUGGCUUCGAGGAUGGGCGAGUCCUUGGACAAUGGGCUAUUUUGGAUGUGUCUUGCCGCGAGGUAUAGUUCUAUGUUUGAUGAGAUUUAUUGGGGGUUUGUGGAUCGGCGGUUUUAUGGGGAUUUGGGGUCUUUGCAGGAUCGUGUACGGCUGUUGAGUGAGGAGCAGCGGCGGGAGAUGGAUGAGCUGGUGAGAGGUAAGAUGGGUCAGUGUGAUAGGGGUGAAGAUGAGUUCGAAGAUCAUUAUCCGAUUGAUAUGUUACUUGAACUAUAA
This is a messenger RNA of Aspergillus vadensis CBS 113365, 1303 nucleotides long. Its product is annotated as phosphotransferase family protein. The coding region runs from base 17 to 1303 and encodes 428 amino acids. The record is from RefSeq and is a predicted model, not a curated record. NCBI's taxonomy places the organism in Eukaryota, Fungi, Ascomycota, Eurotiomycetes, Eurotiales, Aspergillaceae. The transcript is spliced from 2 exons.